AUGGCUCAGAGAUUCAGCAAGGAUCCAGAGCUCAUUGAUUUUGCCUACAGUAACCUCAAUGGUGUUCCAAAGGGCUCGGACGACUAUGAAAAGAUGAUUUCAGGAAUGCACUACGACUGUUGGGCACCUGAGCUGAGAAUAGCACGUGUGAAACGCCAUGAGAUGGCCAGGCUUUACGGUGAUAUUCACCUCAAAGACAAGAGCGAGGAGGAGUUCACCAAGGAAAGGUAUGACUACAUCUGUAAAGUGUUUGGUAAAGUAGGCAAGGACGUGUAUAUGGAGCCACCGUUCAACGUUGACUAUGGGUUCAAUAUUAGCAUAGGGGACUACUUCUAUGCAAAUUUCAACAUGACCAUAUUGGACUGCUCCAUUGUUAAGAUUGGGAACUACGUGCAAUUCGGACCCAACUGUGUGUUAACAUGCGCCACUCAUCAUUUGGAUCCCGUGGAGCGGUGUCAUAAGAGUAACGAAUGGGCUCGUGAGAUUACCAUUGGCGAUUACGUAUGGCUAGGCUCGAAUGUCACCAUCUUACAGGGCGCAGUGAUUGGAGAAGGCGCAGUGAUUGGAGCCAACACUGUCGUGAAAGCUGGACAAAUCAUCCCUCCGUUCUCGGUAUGUGUUGGACAACCGGCACGGGUUGUGAGAACCAUUGAGGGCUACGAAGGUAGGGACAAAGUUGGCUUUAGAGAUCUCCAGAGUAGUUAG
Williopsis jadinii is the source of this 705-nucleotide messenger RNA. Its product is annotated as acetyltransferase. The record is from RefSeq and is a predicted model, not a curated record. Gene Ontology annotation, molecular function: acetyltransferase activity. Lineage: Eukaryota; Fungi; Ascomycota; Saccharomycetes; Phaffomycetales; Wickerhamomycetaceae. The transcript has a single exon. Bases 1 to 705 code for a protein of 234 amino acids.